UAUGGGAGAGACAAACAUCUGACCUGACAUGCACUGGUGUAGAUAUAUGUCAAUAUAUGUGUAAGAGCAGUGUCAAACACACAAUUUAGCAAUAUUUCGUUAAAAACCCAUAAUUUACAAUGUCCGACGAAUCUGAGUACGACGUAGAACCAGAGGAGUUUGAUAUCUACAAGAAAAAGUAUCAAUUAUUGGUAGAAAGAUGUGAUAUUUUGCAGCAGGAGAAUGAGAGAUUGGUCUAUAGAAUCCAGAUGGUAAGGAAGCUUCUUCGACGUACAAGGAAAGAAAAAAAAUUUUUGAUCGAUCGAUUGAAUAAACAUGGAGAUCGUUGGCGCGAGGCACCAAUGGGUGUACUAGAAGAAAACAGUGUAUUUGAAACAACUCCAAAAUCAGAGAAAGGAGGGAAAGGUGCCUCUCACAAUGCUAAAGAUGAGAAACCUAGAAAAGGAACAAAGAGAAAGGGUGCAAAAGCUGAUCCAAAUGCGCCCAAACCGAGUGUUGAGGAAUAUAUGUCAAUAUAUGUGUAA
Molecule: messenger RNA, 524 nt
Organism: Formica exsecta
Lineage: Eukaryota; Metazoa; Arthropoda; Insecta; Hymenoptera; Formicidae
Product: TCF3 fusion partner homolog
Exons: 4
Coding region: 120-524 (134 amino acids)
Biological process (GO): apoptotic process; positive regulation of apoptotic process; apoptotic signaling pathway
Cellular component (GO): Ino80 complex
Molecular function (GO): DNA binding
Source: RefSeq, a predicted model, not a curated record